This is a messenger RNA of Alternaria triticimaculans, 1872 nucleotides long. RefSeq lists its product as uncharacterized. Gene Ontology annotation, molecular function: FAD binding; 2-oxoglutarate-dependent dioxygenase activity. Bases 1 to 1872 code for a protein of 623 amino acids. Lineage: Eukaryota; Fungi; Ascomycota; Dothideomycetes; Pleosporales; Pleosporaceae. The transcript has 5 exons. The record is from RefSeq and is a predicted model, not a curated record.
AUGAUCUUUACUAACAGAUCACAAGGUAGUGGUAUCGUUCGAGCGGGAGGCGGCGUGCGUCUCGGAAACCUCGGACUGGGUGUAUACAAACAAGGUCAGGCCGCACUGCCUCAUGGCACAUACCCGGGCGUUGGCAUCGGAGGGCACUAUACGCAUGGAGGCUUCGGAUACUCUUCUCGUCGCUGGGGGCUUGCACUCGACACGAUCGUGGCAAUGGACGUCGUACUGGCCGAUGGAACUCAACUUCACGUCACACGCACUACCCAUCCCGAACUGUACUACGCGCUGCGUGGAGCUGCAGAUAGCAUCGGUGUCGUGACUACCUUCUAUCUGCAGACCCAGCCUGCCCCGGCACAGAUCGUCAGCUACUCCGUGAACUUCACUUCCGCGCUGAAGUCUUCAUCUUCCGUCGCCGAUGUCCUUCUCCAGUUGCAGAAGUUUGCCCAAUCUUCUCCUCUCAUGGACCGUAACAUCACACUUGAGAUCUACAUGAACAUAUUUGGCACCUUCGAACUCCGAGGCUGGUACUUUGGCGACCGCACACACUUCUCCAGCGCCGUGCUUCCCGCCAUGCUUGAGGGUUUGCCCAAGGCCGACAACACAACGAUAGCGACCAGAAAGUGGCUCGAUGCGCUGCAGGAUAUCGCAGAAGGCGAACCUCUUGUUGAGCCUUUGACUGGCUACAACAACCACCAGACCUUCUACACCAAGUCCAUUGUUACGAGAGAGGCAAAGCCACUUACACGGCGCGCACUGGAGAGCUUUGCUGGAGAUGAAGUGAUGGGAUUGAAAUUUCCCGAGCAGGCUGCUUUGCGGCCUGCACCAACUGGUCUCGAUGCGGAAGGGACAUUGCAAGAUGCUGUAAGAGAACUAAUAACAUCCUACCACGACCUCAAUCCCUCGACAAUCGACACUCUCACCACUGAACCCUCACCCCUCCAAUUCAUGCGCCACGUCGCCCACAACCGACCCUUCGUAAUACGUAACGGAGCCAAAGACUUCAAAGCUAGAAAAACAUGGAACGCCUCGUACCUAAAAACCGUGAUGCAAGGCCAGAACGUCAACGUAGCAAUCACCCCCCACGGAAACGCCGAUUCAGUAGUAUCUCUCCCGUCAGGCGGCGCGAUAUUCGUCAAACCGUAUGAGACCGAAGAGCCCUUUGAAGACGUCCUCAACAAGAUCCAACGGCAAGAGCAAGAAAAAGACUACAGCGGUCCAACACGCUACGCGCAAACCCAAAACGACAAUCUACGUAACGAGUACUCCACGCUCUUCGCCGAUGUACCCAAGAGCAUACCGUUCGCACGCAUAGCACUUGAGCAAGAACCAGACGCCAUCAACUUCUGGCUUGGAAACUCGUAUUCCACGACUGCUCUGCACAAGGACAACUACGAGAACAUUUACGUUCAGAUUCUGGGUCAGAAGCAUUUCGUUCUCUUGCCGCCUGUAGAAGCGGGUUGUGUUAAUGAGAAGAGCGUCUUAGCUGCGACCUACAUUCCGAAACGGGAGGAUGGCGCGUCUCACAGUGCGCUAGAGAAGGGUGAUCUGGUUAUCAAGGUCGAUGAGCCAGAGGAAUACGUACCUUUCGCGACAUGGGAUCCGGAUCAACCUGCUGCCAACACCACGCCUUACUCCCAAUACUCGCAGCCACUCCGAGUCACGCUGGAAGAAGGCGACAUGCUAUACUUACCCGCACUAUGGUACCACAAAGUAAGCCAGAGCUGCAACGAAGAAGGGAUCUGUUGCGCAGUGAACUACUGGUAUGAUCUCGACUUCAGCGGCGGGUUUUGGAGUACCGCGAAUUUCGUGCGGAACGCCGGGUUGCUGAGCAUGGAAGAGAAGACUGCAGUGCAGACAAAAGACGAAAGAUGA